This is a messenger RNA of Salvia miltiorrhiza (redroot sage), 819 nucleotides long. RefSeq lists its product as uncharacterized. NCBI's taxonomy places the organism in Eukaryota, Viridiplantae, Streptophyta, Magnoliopsida, Lamiales, Lamiaceae. The record is from RefSeq and is a predicted model, not a curated record. The transcript is spliced from 3 exons. The coding region runs from base 1 to 819 and encodes 272 amino acids. Gene Ontology annotation, molecular function: nucleic acid binding.
AUGACAAGAAGGAAAGAUCUCAGCGGGGCCGAACGACAAGCCAUUGCUUUGUUUCUUCUUCAAAACUCAUCAAAUGGGAAGCUUCACUAUGGAACGGCCAAGGCAGCCAUGGAGAAAUGGGGAUGUUGUCGGAGUUCUAUCGCCCGUUUGUGGAAGGCUGCAAAGGAAGAACAUGCACAAGUGUGUAGGCCGUUGUUUGAUGAAGAUGGAAGUGUAUUAUUCGAUGGGAAGAUAUGGAUUUUCCCGUUCACUGAUAUGGUACCAGCGAAGCGAAAAUCAAAGAACCGAGAGGCUGGAACCUUAGAAGAGAAGCCAAUUCAGUCCAUCACUAAACAAGUGAUGAAGGACAUGUACAUCUACAAGCUUAUACCUGCAAUCAUGGCCAAGUGGCCCCAAUUUGCAAGCAAAACUAUAUACAUACAUCAAGAUAAUGCUAAGCCCCAUAUAAAAGAUGAUGAUCCUGAUUUUAGAGCAGCUGCAAGUGCGAAUGGAUUUGAUAUUCGAAUUAUUCAUCAACCUCCAAAUAGUCCAGACACCAACAUCAAUGAUUUAGGUUGGUUUAGGGCUAUUCAAAGCUUGCAAGUGCAGGCUGUUAGCUCAAAUGAAACUGAACUAGUGCAGGCUGUGCAGAAAUCAUUUGAGGAGCUUAGUGCAGUGACUUUAAACAAUGUGUUUUUGAGCCUACAAGGCUGCUACACUGAGAUAAUGAAGGUUAAAGGGCAGAAUUGUUAUAAAAUCCCACACAUGAAGAAGGGGAUGCUUGCAAGACAGGGAAAUUUGCCAAUGGCAUUAGAGGUCCCUAAAGAGCUAGUACAAUAA